UUGUGCCAAACAAGUAACACUGAAGACUGUUCUUGGGGAAGCAUUGGGUUAUGGUCCUCAACUAUCUGACCAUAUGAUAUUAGAUGCUGGUCUAGCUCCAAAUACAAAACUUUCUGCAAGUAACAAGCUAGAUGAAGAUGCAAUACAGGUUUUGCUUGAGGCUGUCAAAAGGUUUGAAGAUUGGCUACAAGACAUUAUUUCAGGUGAAAAAAUUCCAGAGGGGUACAUUUUGAUGCAAAAGGACAAUGUUGGCAGAAACAGUGCACCAUCUGAAUCUGGUGGUCAUAUCAAGAUGUAUGACGAGUUCUGCCCAAUAUUGUUAAACCAGUUCAAAACAAGGGAACAUGAGAAGUUCGACACAUUUGAUGCAGCACUAGAUGAGUUUUAUAGCAAAAUUGAAAGUCAACGAUCAGAGCUUCAGCAGAAGGCAAAAGAAGACUCUGCUGUUCAAAAAUUAAAUAAGGAAAGCCGUGUGCUGAAGCUUAGGAAAGAAGUCGAUCAAUUUGUUAAAAUGGCAGAACUGAUAGAGUACAACUUGGAAGAUGUUGAUGCUGCGAUCCUUGCUGUUCGUGUUGCUCUUGCCAAAGGAAUGAGUUGGGAGGAUCUUGCUCGUAUGGCAAAGGAAGAAAGGAAAUCAGGGAAUCCUGUGGCUGCGCUUAUUGACAAGCUUCAUCUUGAAAAGAACUGCAUGACAUUGCUGUUGAGCAACAAUCUUGAUGAUAUGGAUGAUGAUGAGAAGACUCUUCCAGCAGAUAAGGCUGUCAUGGAAUUUUAUUCGAGCUGUUAGGAAUCUUUGUAAUUGAUGCUUUUUCUAAUUAAUAUGUUAUGACCAUCUGCUAUAGGCUGUUUCAACAAAAUAUAUCUAGUUGUUGACAUGUUUCCACUAUCAGGUAGAAGUUGAUAUAGCUCUUUCUGCUCGUGCCAAUGCUCGUAGGUGGUAUGAAAGAAACUAAGCAGGAAAAGACUGUUAAAGCACAUGAAAAAACUUUUAAAGCAGCUGAGAGAAAGACUCGUAUUCAGCAUUCUCAGGUAGCUGCCUAUUUUGAGAUUUCAGCUAUUUACAUCUAGCCUUUUCUUCAUAAGACUGUAUGUGAUGUUGAUUUAUGGGUAAUCUAUAUGCAGGAGAAAUCUGUUGCUACAAUAUCGCAUAUUCGGAAAGUUCACUGGUUUGAGAAAUUUAAUUGGUUUAUCAGCAGUGAGAACUAUCUAGUUAUUAGUGGCCGUGAUGCUCAACAGAAUGAGAUGAUAGUGAAGCGUUACAAGUCAAGGGGAGAUCUGUGAGUGUGCUUUUCAUCCUAUUCAAGUUCCUAAAUGGGAUAAAUGUUUAAGCUUUUUAUUGUUGGACAUAUAUUAUGAAGUGAAGAUAUUUGAAAGCAAAAGAAAAAAUGUUACUCAGUUCCCCUGUUGAACAGGUAUGUUCAUGCUGAGCUACAUGGAGCUUCUAGUACAGUGAUCAAGAAUCAUGGGCCUGACCAAGCAGUUCCUCCUUUGACUUUAAAUCAAGCUGGAUGUUUCACUGUAAGCUGUGCUUCCUAAGUUCUAUGAGGUGUGUUUGUUUCAGCUUUAACCCUAUACCCAUAACUUGGGAAGAACAAUUUAAAGUGAAUUGAUGGGAGACAAACAACACUAAUUUGAAAAUACAACUGUUUGUGCCUGGAUCGUCCCAGGCAGUUGUGUGAGACUCCACGACCUCUGGCGGCUUCAGUAGAUGGAAGGCGGUCUCCUUGAUCCUACAAGAAAGGUCCUCAGGUAUAACCUGGGACCUCCUCCGAUGCCUAAGUUAGAGAGAGAAGUGAUGAAUGUAAAUAAGAGAGAGAAUUCGGU
Linum trigynum is the source of this 1824-nucleotide messenger RNA. The record is from the annotation of a GenBank genome assembly. Lineage: Eukaryota; Viridiplantae; Streptophyta; Magnoliopsida; Malpighiales; Linaceae.